UUGAGUCUUCAGUGAGAGCAUGUAAAUACCUAUUUACCAUCAGCAUUUUUUAUACAUAAAAAUUAAGUUACAAGUGUUUUUUUAAAGUUAGUACAAGUUAUAAUAUUUACAGUUAUGUAGUUUCAUUAACAUUGAACAAAUGUUUUUUUAAACUAUAUUUUAAAAGUGAAUACAAAGUGAAUAACUAUUCUAUUUUUACAAAAGAAAAAAUGUUGAUCAACUUGAUUGAGAAAUUAUUGUUAGAACAGGAUGUGUGUGUAUUAUAAUAACAUAUUAUCAUUUUAAUGGAAAUGGUAAUUUGAUUCCUUGAUAAGGAGUAAUAGUGCUUGUAUUUUUACAAUAGUUGAACAAAAAAAAUCGUGUAAAAUGCCCGACAAUGGAAAUACCGAAGAAGAUGAGAUUGAAAGUGAACAAAUGCUCGAUCAAAGGAUCACAGAUUCAAGACAAACGACACAAGAGCCUACGAAACAAACAAUAAAAUACGUUCCAGGUCGUGGAUCAACUCGAUAUAAUAAUGCACUUCAAAAUCUAAUACCUCUACGGCCGAAUGUUAAGGAAAAAGAGAAGCCACCGGAAGACAAUGUGGGUUUAUUUUCCUUCCUCUAUUUAACAUGGUUCACAAAAUAUCUUUGGAAGGCGUAUCGAAAAGGAAUUGACAAAAAUGACUUGCCCAAUACAUCGAUAUUCAAUUCUUGUGCCUACAAUUCUCAAAGACUGGAAAUUCUCUGGAAAGAGGAAUUGGGUAGAAGAGGAUCAGACGGAGCUUCAUUUACACUGGUUGCUUGGAGAUUUGCACGAACGAGAAUUUUCCUCUCGUGUAUUCUAUACGGUUGUUCUGUCAUAUUUGGAUUCUUGAGUCCUGCAAUACUAAUGCGAAAAGUAUUGGAAUUUUUACAAGAAAAUGAUGAAUCUUAUGCAAAUGGAAUAAAAUGGGCCCUACUGUUAAUACUCUGCGAAAUUUGUCGAUUGACAUUAAUGAAUUGGAGUUGGAAUAUGAAUGUAACAACUGCCAGAAGACUGAAAUCCGCAUGCUUGUCGUUGUUGUAUAAAAAAGUUAUUGGAUUAAACAGCCUGGGGAACAAAAGUACCGGAGAGCUAAUUAACGUAUUUUCAUCUGACGGUCAAAAAGCAUUCGAUUUGAUGCUUUACGGUCCUCAAAUUGUCGGCGGUCCAGUGGCAACAAUUUGUGGAAUUAUUUAUAUUUUAUUCACUCUCAGUCCAAUGGCUCUUUUGGGAAUGAUCGUUUUUUCUCUAUUUUACAUUUUACAGUAUUUAUUGACUCGAAUAACAAAGUAUUAUAAAUCUAGAUGUUUAAAAGUUACUGAUAGACGAAUAAAAAUUAUCAGCGAUAUUUUAGAGAGUAUCAAACUCAUUAAAUUGAAUGCCCAGGAAAAUUUCAUCGCCACAGAAGUUUCAAGAAUUCGUCAGGACGAGAGAAAAUUGCUCUCGAAACUUGCCUUCUUCGAUAGUACAACUUUUUCCUUAACACCAACGGUUACAAUUAUUGCAACUAUUGUCACAUUUUUAGCUCAUCUUUACGCUGAGGAUAAUUUAACAGUGGCUCAAGUAUUUCCUCUAUUAUCGUUCCUUAAUGUACAGACUCGAAGUGCUCUGACAAUUGUAUAUAUUUCUCUAUUAAACAUUGUUGAGGGAAAUUUAACAUUCAACAGAUUUAAGAGUGUAUUACUUCUUGAAGAAACAAAUUGCCAUAUAUCGAAACCAAUUGUAAGAUCACAAGCAAUUUCCAUUCUGAAUGGAAAAUUCGUUUAUGAUAAUUUUGAAACCAGGCAGUCAGUUAAUUCCGUAGACAAAGAGAUAAAACCGAAAAAGAAAAAAUCAAAGCGUCUAAUUAUAGAGAAGAGAAGAAUUGAAAUUCUUUCAGAAAUAACGUUUGAAGCGGGUAAACGUCAAUUAAUUGGAAUUUGCGGCCACGUGGGAAGUGGAAAAUCAAGUUUACUUUUGGCGAGUUUAGGACAAUUGAGAAUGAUUUCGGGACAAGCGAUGAGAAAUGGUUCGUGCGCUUACGUUGGACAACAGGCUUGGAUUAUAAAUGCAACAUUCAAGGAGAAUGUUAUAUUUGGCGAAAUAUUCGAUCCAAAACGAUAUUAUCGAGCUCUCUCAAUAUGCAGUUUAAAGGAGGAUAUCAAUAUGUUGCCUAGUGGCGAUGAAACGGAAAUUGGCGAAAGGGGUGUCAAUUUAUCAGGAGGACAAAAACAGAGACUCGCACUUGCCAGAGCAUUUUAUGCCAAUCGGGACAUUUAUUUUCUUGACGAUCCAUUAAGCGCCGUCGAUUCAAAUGUUGGACUUUACAUAUUUGAAAAUUUAAUUUUAAACGCUUUGAGGGAUAAAACAAUUUUAUUUGUAACCCAUCAAAUGCAAUAUUUAAAUCGUUGCGACGAUAUUUAUAUGAUGUAUAAUGGACGAAUUAUUGAACACGGAAAGCAUGAGGAAUUGAUGCACGCUGAUAAGGAAUAUGCCGCGAUGGUUAAAAAUGUUUUUGUUGAAUCACAAGACAGUUCACCGGAAGAGGAUCAAGAAACUGAAGGCGAAGAAGGAGGAGAAGAAGAUGAAGAAUCAGACACGGAAGAAGCGACAAAUGUGAAAUCUGAACAAAAUAGAAGAAAUUCGCCAGAGAGGGAAAAUUUUUUCGAUGACAAAACAAUUAAGACUGAUGGAACCGGAAAGAGUUUAAUGACAAAGGGAAAUAUAAAGGGAAAAACAAUUUCGGCACACACUUUUCAUGUUUAUAUAAAAGCAGCUGGUGGAUAUUUUCUCUUUUUACUGCUGUGUUUAGCAUUUCUUUUAAACAUCGGUUCAAUUACGUUCAGUUCGUGUUGGUUGGCCUAUUGGUUGAAGGAAGGCGGUGGAGCUACAAACAUAACAAUUGGAAAAAAUGAAACGAUGAAAUCGAUUAAUAUUAAUGAGAAUCCAGAUUUUAAUUAUUACGAGACAAUUUACGCUAGUUGUAUUCUUAUUGUUUUAUUUACGAGUUUAAUUCGAGCGUUUGCAAUAACGGGCGUCACUAUGAAAGCGGCAAGCACUCUACAUCGACAACUAUUUUCAAAAAUGAUUGGCUCUUCCAUUCGAUUUUUCGAAACCACUCCAAGUGGUGAAAUACAAAAUUUAUUUAGUACCGACAUCAAUGUGGUUGAUAACGGAAUGAGAAUAUCACUCGAGAUGUUUCUUCAGACAAUCUUCACUUGUAUUUUUACCAUCUUUAUUAUUUGCUUCGUCCUUCCCUGGUUUAUUAUUCCCUUAAUAUUCCUAGCUGGACUUUUCUAUUUUGUUGGUAAAAUUUUCAGAGUGAGUAUGAGAGAUUUGAAGAGAUUGGAAAAUGCGUCACGUUCCCCUGUGUUCAGUUUCAUAACAGCCACAACUCAAGGACUGAAUACUAUUCGUGCUUUUAAUAAAGAACAAGAAUUUAUUCUAAAAUUUCAGGAAUUACUCGAUCAAAGUUGCGCCUAUGAAUACUUUCGUAAUUUAGCAUCAAGAUGGUUGGCAAUAAGAUUUGAUCUUUUGUCGUUAUUUUCCACUUCUAUUGUUCUAUUGUUUGUAAUAUGUUUCAAGGAUCAUUUGUCACCGGCUUUUGCUGGCUUGGCUUUAGUUUUUGUAGCACAAACCACUGGACUAUUUCAAUUUUCCUUGAGAAACUUUUCCGAUCUCGAAGCUCGAUUUACAAACGUAGAAAGAAUUUCUUGUUUCUUAAGGACAAUGAAAAGUGAGAACAAACUAAAAGUUACAAUUACUCCCACUGAAGAGUGGCCCACUCAAGGAACGAUUGAAUUUAAAAAUGUGAGAAUGAAAUACGACGAAAAUCUGCCUUUUGUAUUGAAUGAUAUUUCAUUUUCAAUCAACGAUGCCGAAAAAAUAGGGAUUGUCGGAAGGACAGGAGGUGGAAAAAGUUCCCUUGUCAAUGCCAUUUUCCGACUGUGCGAACUAUCCGAGGGUAAAAUUAUGGUCGACGGAAUUGAUAUUUCGAAAAUUGAUCUCGAACUUCUUAGAAGUAAACUUUUCAAUGUGCCUCAGGAUCUGGUUCUUUUUGGCGGAACAAUCAGAUCCCACGUAGAUCCUUUUGAACAAUUCACAGACGAGGAAAUUUGGAGUGCCCUCGAAAAAUCUCGACUGAAGGAUAGAGUAGCUUCAAUGCCGGGUCUUUUGGCGGAACCAGUGAAAUCCGGUGGCAGUAAUUUAAGCAUGGGUGAAAAACAACUUCUCUGUCUAACGAGGGCAAUCUUAUGUCGAAGUAAGAUAAUAUUACUCGAUGAGGCAACAGCCUCUGUGGAUCCUGAAACGAGUGCAAUAAUCGACUACACUAUUCGUGAGGAAUUUCCAAAUUGCACAAUUAUUAUAAUAGCUCAUCGUUUGCAAACCGUCGUAUCUUGUGAUCGUGUUCUCGUUAUUGAAAACGGAAAAAUUAUUGAAUUCGACAAACCAAGGGAUCUCAUUUCAAAUCCAAAUUCAAAAUUCUCGAAAAUGUUGAUUGCUGAGGAGACGUCAAAAAAAUUCUACGAUUAGUAUUUUACUUUCAUUUCGUUUCGUUUCGUUUAAUUAUGAAAAUUUUUUACAUAUUGCAACAAUUUCUUCUUUUAUUUAUAUUUUACUUUUACAUUUUUUAAAUAACUUUUUCUUGCUUUUACGCUUUCUUUUUUUGUUAAAAACUUGCGUUACAAAAAUAUUUAAGAAUAACUUUUUAAAAUAUUUACAGAUCAAAACUGAUAACUGAUUGAAACUUUUGUAUAAAUUUUUAUAUGA
Leptopilina heterotoma is the source of this 4752-nucleotide messenger RNA. Its product is annotated as multidrug resistance-associated protein 5-like. Gene Ontology annotation, molecular function: ATP hydrolysis activity; ATP binding; ABC-type transporter activity. Gene Ontology annotation, biological process: transmembrane transport. The record is from RefSeq and is a predicted model, not a curated record. The coding region runs from base 367 to 4515 and encodes 1382 amino acids. NCBI's taxonomy places the organism in Eukaryota, Metazoa, Arthropoda, Insecta, Hymenoptera, Figitidae. The transcript is spliced from 24 exons. Gene Ontology annotation, cellular component: membrane.